This is a messenger RNA of Blepharisma stoltei, 318 nucleotides long. The record is from the annotation of a GenBank genome assembly. Lineage: Eukaryota; Ciliophora; Heterotrichea; Heterotrichida; Blepharismidae.
AUGCUUCUGAGUCCAUAUUUUUUUGAUCUCGGAUCAACUGCACUUGAUGCUAUGGAUUGUGUUAUUAUGCUUUUUGUUUUAUCCCUUAUGAUUGUACAAUCUGCUGGGCUGCUUUUAAAUUCUUUAAAAGAAUUAUAUAGUCUAAUCAAAAGAAAUUUUGGUCGAGAUCUACGCCCAAACCCAGUUAAACUAUCAAAAAGUACAAAAAGAAUAGAUCUAAACAAUUUGAAUGAUUUUUUUGAGGACAAGACUCCGACAAAUAUGGGAGAAAAUAUACAAUUUGCACACACAGUUACCCCAAGUCAAGAUCUCCGCUAA